Molecule: messenger RNA, 3460 nt
Organism: Bolinopsis microptera
Lineage: Eukaryota; Metazoa; Ctenophora; Tentaculata; Lobata; Bolinopsidae
Product: rho guanine nucleotide exchange factor 3-like
Exons: 12
Coding region: 26-2269 (747 amino acids)
Biological process (GO): intracellular signal transduction; positive regulation of Rho protein signal transduction
Molecular function (GO): guanyl-nucleotide exchange factor activity
Source: RefSeq, a predicted model, not a curated record
UACAAAUCUAUUACAUUUAUUGAGGAUGAGUGAAGCGAUUUCUCCAGAAGUUAAAACUCCCGACCAGAAGAUGUCGACCCUAAAAAGGACUCCAUCUCUUAGUGCAGUCAUGAAAAGUAUGGUCGAAAUUCCAGCUUCAGGUGAAUUAUCCACACCAAAAUCAAAUCACGUGAAGACGCCGAAGAGGACUAAAUCUCAGAUAGAAAAAGAGAUAGCUCUUCUCACUAACUCAGAAAAUAUACUUGGUUUCAGGCGUCCCCUGCGACGGAAGUCUAGCAAUAGCAGCUUGAGAAGUAUCAACAGUGUCUCUUCCAUCUCCUCUAUAUCUAGUAUUGCUUCCAUUUCCGGUGGCUUCAAUUCUCUUAGAAACAAGCUUAAAGGAAAGAUGAAACGAAAACGGAAGAUGUGUGACGACGAAUGUUCUGCAAAAAACAAGAGGAAAAGACACGGAAGUAUCGGGAACAUAGCCAACUUGUCAAGUGUUACAACGGGCCGAAUGAAAUCAGUCAGUGGUACCCUGACAAGAACUAACAGUCUCAGGAUGGUUCGAUCGCCCACAGCCGAGUUUAUAAAGCCGUACUCCGGACCCGCCCUGACCCCCAGCAAGGUGCGGGAGCACAUGGUAUGGCAGAAGACAGUGGACCCUUUUGUGUUGGAGCACAUGCCCCCUGCUCUAGUGAGGAGACAGGAAGCUAUAUACGAGUUGUUGCAGGGAGAGAAGGAGCUAGUUGAGGAUCUAAGCCUUGUCCUGAAAGUGUUUAAAGUACCCAUGAAACAACUGGGUCUGAUAACAGAGGAGGAAAUAGGGUUGAUCUUUGGGAAUAUCGAGGAGCUAGUCUCAGUUCAUCAGACUAUAGUCCACAAACUUGAGGCUCUACAGAACCAGAUUGGUGUUUAUGACAGUAUAUCAGAUACGGUGACAGAAUGGAUACCAUUGUUGAACUGUUACUCCAAGUACUGCAGUAACCAGAUAUACGCCAAGGAAGUAUUCGACCAGAUAUCUCAGAAGACAGACGUUGCUGACUUCCUGGAGCGGUGCAGAGCGUCCUCUUUCUCCAGAAAGUUAGAUUUGUGGAGCUUCCUCGAUACUCCCAGACGGAGACUCCCUAAGUAUGUGUUGCUGAUAAAGAACAUAGUGAGGAUGACCCUGCCGACACACUCUGACAAAAUGGGACUACAACAAGCUAUAGAGGGCCUCCACACUGUCCUCUCUGCUGUCGACAAGGCUACUGGACAAGCCAAGUGUGACAAGUAUAAGUCGAGGUUGGUGUUCCUGCAGGAGGAGCAUGAUACAGGUGAGAUACAGUCUGCUACCUCCCUUCUCUGUGAUGGACCUCUCAAAAACAAAAACGGAACUAAAGUGCACGCUCUCCUCUUUGACACAGUAUUCCUGCUCACUAGACAGCUUCAGAAAGAAAAACUACAUUACCAGGUCUACAGAACGCCCAUCUUAGUGUCUGAUAUACAAGUAGAAGAUUUACAAGAAGUUAGAGUCGGGGGCAGCUUCAAACGGACUUUCAGCACCACAGCUGGAGAGAUCAGCAAAAACUUCUUCAGAGUAUUCGAGGGAGAGGGUCUGGGCUACACGCUAUCGGUUCAGUCCGGCACUAAGAAACAGUGGAUAGACUCCAUCCUGAACGCUAAGAAGGCUCUGUCUGCAAAGAAAAUGAUGUCACCUCGUAGUUUACCGCUCUUACCUUGUCCUGAAGUGAAUGGUUCUGAUAAUAUUGAAAGUGAUCCUAUCACCUCUGAAGAUGACGUCAGAGUACCGGGUGAUGACGUCAGAGUACCGGUUGAUGACGUCAGAGUACUGAGUACCCCAACAGCACCUGCUAGUCCGCCGCUAGAAUUCAUCACUCCUCAAGCAAAGCCGCCCCUGUCCCGAACCACUUUUGAUUAUACGCCGACUUUAGAAGGAGGGAAGAAGCUGCGGAAGACGAGCAAUGAUCAGUUCUGUGUUACACCGAGUGCUAAACUCCGCACUCCUGCCUGUGUUACACCGAGUGCUAAACUCCGCACUCCUGCCUCUAAAUGUGUUACACCGAGUGCUAAACUCCGCACUCCUGCCUCUAAAAUAUCAAACCCUGGCACUCCAACGGCCACUUCGAGUGCUGAUCGAGAGAACUGUAGGAAUGUUGCGAAUCAGAUGACGCCGUUUAGCAAUACUUCUCCGAAACUGAUGUUGCGCACUGACGAGCACGUGUUGAGACUGAUUGUAGACGACGCGCCCCCGACCAGCCCCUCACUCGCCAAAACCUCUACUGUUUGAACUGAGUUUAACCUUCAGUUAGCGGAUAUUGCUACUCAGUGAGAGGCAGUGCACAUUUUGUUGUAUGAAGGAACGUGCAUCGCUUAUAGACAAGCAGCGACAUUAGUGUUAAUUUAGAUAUUUAGGAUAGUUGGCCCUGAGUUGGCUUGCCUUGAUAUUUGAUGCAAUGAUUAUAAUUGUGUUUGAUAAUAAUGUUGUAAAUUUUCAUUGUACUAUCUGGCUUGACGUGGCCACGCUUUGCAAUUUAUUUUUAAUUUCCAGAAUUCAGACCCGGGUCAGUUCUCAUUCAGAUCAAAUUGAUCAGAAUUUUUUGGUUGUUGGGCUCAAAUUUGGUGUAAACAUGUGGAAACUUUUUCAGAAGUCAGAUUCAGAACUAACAGUCUUUACUUUGAUAACAUACUGUGGUGUAUACUUUUUUCUGUUGUUCGUAACGUUUGGACCUCGCUCUGAACUUUAAUAACAGGAUUACAUUUCUAGAGAUCUGUCAUUAAGUCAUACAAACGGAAUGAACAACCUUUCAUGCACAUAUUAUCUUGCAUGUAUUUGUAAGUUAAUGUAAUUGAUAUCAUCAUGAAAUAAUAUUUGUCCGUUUAUAAGAAUAUAUUGCAAACGCAAGAUUCUUGCGUUUGCAAAAUUCUAGUUGUAGUCGUAUUUGUUUAUAUGAUCAAUGAUGUUCAAUGCAUGACUUAUAUUUGUCUCCUGUACAUAACAGUUGAAACGAAGAUUAAGUUAAUGAUGCAAUUAUCUUCGUGUCAGAAUUUAUUGUUUUUCAACUAUUCAUAUCUUGAUAUUGCUUUUUGGAUUUAGAUAAAACCUUCAGAACGAAAUCUUUCAAACUGGAAUAGCACAUAGAUUCCCUAAUACUAUAGAAACUCUCAAGGAAUAUUCAUUUCUUCGAAUAAUUUUAAGCUGGUGCUAAAAUAGCCUACAAAACUAAGAAUAUUAGAAUGUUUGAUAUAGUUGGAUAGAUUCUAACUAAUAGCUCACUUUCGUAGAGAUUGUAUGUUGUAUGACUUUAAAAGGGUUAUACUUAUUGUUUAUAUAAUGCAGUGAAAUAUUACUCGUUUAGCUAAGACUGCAGCAUAUCACGAAGGGACAUUUUUCGUCUCAAUUGAACCUACUUUCUUUAAAUUAUCGGUAUUCCACAAUUACUAAAUCACAAAUUUGUUAAAAAUAAACUGUUUUAUUUGU